Caenorhabditis auriculariae is the source of this 2603-nucleotide messenger RNA. The record is from the annotation of a GenBank genome assembly. Lineage: Eukaryota; Metazoa; Nematoda; Chromadorea; Rhabditida; Rhabditidae.
AUGGCAAAAUCAGAAGAAAUUUUGGUUGAGAAAAAACGGGCCCAUUUGGGAUUUUCUUCUGAAACAAGAAAACAGCUUACAACACGCAAAAUCGAUGUCGCCGAGCUGGAGAAGUACUACGUGGCGUUGAACGAUUUCAAAGAACCAUCAGAAGUUUUUUUUUUCAUUGUGAACUUCGCUGCCAAAUUCGAGUUUUAGAGCGAGCUUAUAAAAGGUCCCAGUCAGUUCCGUCAACAUCCGAAUUACAACGUCGAGAAAUACUUUGCUGCGAGUGCAGGUUGGGGUGUUCCGGCGAUACCGUGGGAGAUCGUUCGCCCCGCGUUUGUGUGGAAACUGAAAGUAAGAGAUUGGAAGCAUGUCGCGAUUUAUCAACUUUCUUCAUUAGUUCGUCAUCGACGAAUUCGUCUCCAAACAAGUUGGUUCUGAAAAGAAAACCGAGGAGAAGGAGAAAGUUGAAACCAAAAAGCCGGACAGUGUUAAAGGAAAGUCCCUAGGUUUGUAUCUUUUGUGAAAUCUUUCAAUGAUGGUUUUACAGCGAAGAUCACUUUUGUGAAACCCGUGCCUUACAACAUAAAAGACUCUUCAGAAUACAUUUUGAGACGUGCUUCAGAGUUUGAAGGGUUUCCUUUCACAUGGCAGCGGUAGGUUUCUCAUUUAUUUAUCUUGCAAUUUUUAGUUUUUGUUCAGUUUGUGCGAGCUCUUGGUGUCUCCAACUCAGCAUUACAGUAAAGUGGAAAAGUUUUUGCGGGCACUCGAAAAGGUUUUCCAUUCAAGAAUUUGAUUUGGAAAUUUGAAUUUUUGCUUCUUUAAACUUCAUAGGCAAAGUCGGAAAGGAUGGAAAAAAGUUCCAUAGAAAUUUUCCUUUCAGGGUGACAAAAGUUCCUUUUUGCUGCCCUUUUGAGUCAUUUCAACGGCCCUUAUGCACCAUUCUUUUUCCACCGUUUCUCGAGCUUCUAAAAUCGCAGAAAAUGGAUAAAGGGACUUUUUUUGGUGCCGUUCUGGGGCCUUUUUUGAGCCUCUCCCUUUUAUCAGCCAUUAUCCACCAUUCCGGCUUUGACCAAGUUUCUUUUCUGAAAAAAUACGAUUAGAAAACAGGUUCAAAUUGAAAAAAAUGUUUCCUUUGAAUUUUUGAGCGAUAAUCUUUUUUUUCAGGUCAUAUCUGUAGUGACAGCCGUCACAGAGUGGGGAAAAAGGAUAACUGGCGAAUGGGAGGUUUCUUUUUUUGGCAGGACACUUUGAAGAUUUUUUUAAGGUUCCUAGUAGCAACGACUCAAGAAACAUCGAGAACCGCUUUUUCGGUCGUGUGGUAAGUUUUUUUGUUGUUUUUUUUUCAUUCCUUAAACAACAUCUUUUUGUGAUUUUAAAAUAAAUUUGAAACCGAAGAGCUUUUUAAAAAUGAUAGUGAAACUUUUUUUCAGGACGAGCUGGAUGGAGUCGAGCAGGGUGCGUGGAAAAAAGAUUUUCCCAGCAUUGUGAGUUUAUUUUCAAGUUCUCUUGGUUCCGUAAUUUUCAUUUUGUAUAAGUUGAAUGAAUUUAGGGAAUCACCAAUGAUACUCAGCCAAUCGACAUGUCGCGGAAAAGAAAGGUUUUUUUCUGGAAUAAUCUUUUUUGAAUUACUUUUUUUCAGGGUGAACUGGAUUCUCCGAACGCCAAAUCUAACCAAUCGGAAGAAAAUUCUCCAGUAAAGGAAGUUGAUUCGAAGGUUAGUUUUUUUUAGUUAGAGAAACAUGAACUUAACACGUAAAUAUGGGAGGGAGGGACCUCGAGAGAUAAGGAGGGCGCAGAGAAGUCGCAAAAAACGGACUAUAUCGCUUGCUGGAAUCGGCUUGGUAACUUCUUUAUGACGCCUAUUUCUUCAAGUUUUUAAAAUUUGAAAAGUUCUUUUGUGCUUCAUGAAGGUGUUAACGGUUUCAAAGUACAUAUUUCUCCAUUAUAUGACGAGUUUCGAAAUCAGUUUUUUUCCAAAAUUUUGGCCAUUAUAUUAACAAAAAAAUUUAUUUUUUCCCCUGAAUUUUUCUCAUUCGCGCCAAAAUUUUAACUUUGAUCUUAAUGAACAUUAUUUCGCACUUGACAGUUUUUGAUUUCAGGACAAAUUGAAAAGGUUGAGAUGAAAAAUUUAAAAAAAAUUACAAACUCUCCUUUUUUUGAGCCGCCAAUGUUUGGUUUUUUUCGGAACCUAAAAACCUAACCACAAUAGAGUAUUCUACGCAUUUUUGACACUCAAACAAUUUAGAACCGGAAAAACUUGACUAUUUUAAAAAAAAUGCUCUUUGAACUCUGAAAAAGUGACCUAACCGACCGACUUUUCCAUCAAGUCGGACUAUAUAAAUUCGCGGUUAGGGUCUUUCAUAACUUUUAAAAUUUUAAUUGGAUGUAGAACUGCUACUGACAAUCAUUUUUCUGUUCAGAAAUCAAAGGUGGAGCCUCUGGAAAACGAGAAAGGAACCGAUGAAAACCAAACUGCAGCAGAGAUCUCAAAAGAAGAAAAAGAAGGCGAAAGUUCGGAGGUUGAAACGAAGAAAACGGAGGAAUCUAGUCCGAAGAAAGAAGUGGAUCAGAAAGAUGAAGUGAAGAGAACUACUGAGAAAGAAUCUGACGCUUGA